UCAAGCUCUUUAAAUCUUUAGAAACUAGCAAAUCAAGAUAGAAGAUAGUGUUCUCAAUUUCAAAUAUGGCUUCUUCUUCUUCUUCAUCUUCAUCUACUAUUACUUGGGUGUAUGAUGUUUUCUUGAGUUUUAGAGGAGAGACACGAAAAUCUUUUACUGAUCAUCUUUAUGAAGAUUUACGUCGGGCUGGAGUUAACAUCUUUCGGGACAAUGAAGAAAUCCGAAAAGGUGAGAACAUCUCUGAUGAGCUAUUGAAGGCUAUCGAGGGGUCCAAGAUAUCCAUCAUCGUGUUUUCCAAAACUUAUGCCCAAUCCACAUGGUGCCUUGAUGAACUGGUGAAGAUUCUAGACUGUAAGAAAAAUUAUCAGCAGAUGGUUCUGCCUAUAUUCUACAAUGUUGAUCCUUCAGAAGUUCGUAAACAAACAGGCGAAUUUGGUAAGGCAUUGACUCAACAUCGACAACAAUUUGAUGAUCGAAAAAUUGAUGAGUGGAAAGUUGCCCUCACUACUGUUGCUGAUUUGUCCGGAUGGGAUUUGAAAAUGAUGACAAACGGGUGAUCCUUUUUUCAAUUUUUGAUUUUUUUUAAUGUAAUAGUAUGAUAUAUUUGUUACAAUUUGGCUCACAAACUCAUAUUGCCAAUAAUAUUAAUAAUGUUAGUUUUGCUAAUUAAUAAUAUAAUUGCGUUCUAGCAUCUGUACAUGCAUCUGAUCUUUACGGAUGGAGUAAUAUUUUUGGUAAAA
Molecule: messenger RNA, 740 nt
Organism: Ipomoea triloba (trilobed morning glory)
Lineage: Eukaryota; Viridiplantae; Streptophyta; Magnoliopsida; Solanales; Convolvulaceae
Product: TMV resistance protein N-like
Exons: 1
Coding region: 66-557 (163 amino acids)
Biological process (GO): signal transduction
Source: RefSeq, a predicted model, not a curated record